Nerophis ophidion (straightnose pipefish) is the source of this 2951-nucleotide messenger RNA. RefSeq names its product plasma membrane ascorbate-dependent reductase CYBRD1. Gene Ontology annotation, molecular function: oxidoreductase activity. Bases 1 to 831 code for a protein of 276 amino acids. The record is from RefSeq and is a predicted model, not a curated record. Gene Ontology annotation, cellular component: lysosomal membrane. The transcript is spliced from 4 exons. NCBI's taxonomy places the organism in Eukaryota, Metazoa, Chordata, Actinopteri, Syngnathiformes, Syngnathidae.
AUGGCCACCAUGGAGAGGUACAAAGAGUUGGUGGUGACUGUGAGCUGUGCGGCGGUGAUGGCCGCGAUGGCCGUCAUCUUCGUGCUGAGGUGGGUCCUGCACUUGAGGGAAGAAGGUCUGGCCUGGGAUGGAAGUCUGGCGGAGUUCAACUGGCACCCGCUGCUGCUCGUCUGCGGCUUCAUCGUGCUGCAGGGUGGCGCCAUCAUCGUGUACAGACUUCCGUGGAGCUGGAAGUUCAGCAAACUCACGAUGAAGUGGAUCCACGCCGGCUUGAACUUGAUGGCCUUCAUUUGUGCUGUCGUGUCUUUGGUGGCGGUUUUUGACUUCCACAACGUUGCCAAGAUCCCCAACAUGUACAGUCUGCACAGCUGGUUGGGUCUGACAGCCGUGAUAUUGUAUGGUCUGCAGCUUGUUUUAGGGGUGGCCAUGUACUUGCUACCAUUCACACCUGUAGCCUGGAGAGCAGCCUUCAUGCCCAUCCAUGUCUACAGCGGCCUUCUCCUCUUUGCUUCAGUCAUAGCCGUGGCACUCAUGGGCAUCACCGAGAAACUCAUAUUUGGCCUGAGCAACCCGAAGUAUAAGGACUCCCCUCCCGAGGCAACUUUUGUGAACAUUCUGGGACUCCUUCUGGUAGUUUUCGCUGCUCUGAUAAUCUGGAUCGCCACUCGGCCAUCUUGGAAACGGCCGAGUGAACAGACCUUGCAUACUUUGCAUUCCGAUGAAAGCACUAGAGUCGGUCCGGCCUUGUCUCAACUCUCCGAUGAAAGAGAGGGCGAAGCCUUUGGAGAGCCCCGCAGAAGAAGUAAUAAAUUAGAGGAUCAGGUCAACUGAAUUUAUAAAUCUAUAACUCAAUGCUGGAAGAUAUUCCACAGAAUAAGUGCCAUUUUAUUGCUGUAAGUCUUGCAAAAUAAACUUAAGUUUGUCUUUUUCCAACUCUAAAUCUGCUAAUACACUUAUUGAACAAUUCAAAAUGGGUAUCGGCCCAUCACUGACAACAUCGUCAGGGUUUCAAAGAUGAUUCAUCUGAGUAACAGGACAGAAAGUAACAGUGAGUUUUUAGCAUAGAAAUAGUAAAUACAUGAAGUAUAAACCACAUGACAUUCAUGCCGAUAGCAUCUUGUAGUCCAGGGGUCACCAACCUUUUUGAAAGCAAGAGCUACUUCUUGGGUACUGAUUCAUGCCAAGGGCUACCAGUUUGAUACACACUUAAAUAAAUUGUAUUUCUGUCUUGUCAUUCCGUCGUACAUUUUUUUUCAUUUUACGGAAGGUUUUUUGUAGAGAAUAAAUGAUGAAAAAAAAACACUUAAUUGAACGGUUUAAAAGAGGAGAAAACACGAAAAAAAUGAAAAUCAAAUUUUGAAACAUAGUUUAUCUUCAAAAUUCAAAAUUCUACCGAAAAAAGAAAACAAAAACUAGCUAAUUCGAAUCUUUUUGAAAAAAUUUAAAAAUAAUUUAUGGGACAACAUUUGUAAUUUUUCCUGAUUAAGAUUAAUUUUAGAAUUUUGAUGACAUGUUUUAAAUAGGUUCAAAUCCAAUCUGCACUUUGUUAGAAUAUAUAACAAAUUGGACCAAGCUAUAUUUCUAACAAAGACAAAUCAUUAUUUCUUCUAGAUUUUCCAUAACAAAAAAUUUAAAAUAAAUUCAAAAGACUUUGAAAUAAGAAUUAAAUUUGAUUGUACAGAUUUUUAGGAUUUGCCAGAAUAUAUAUUUUUUUAUUUUAAUUAUAAGUUUGAAGAAAUCUUUCACAAAUAUUCUUCAUCGAAAAAACAGAAGCUAAAAUUAAGAAUUAUAUUAAAAUGUAUUUAUUAUUCUUUACAAUAAAAAAAAAAAAUUUACUUGAACAUUGAUUUAAAAUUAUCAGGAAAGAAGAGGAAGGAAUUUAAAAGGUAAAAAGGCAUAUGUGUUUAAAAAUCCUAAAAUAAUUUUUAAGGUUGUAUUUUUUUUUCUAAAAUUGUCUUUCUGAAAGUUAUAAGAAGCAAAGUAAAAAAAAUAAAUGAAUUUAUUUAAAAAAGUGAAGACCAAGUCUUUAAAAUAUUUUCUUGGAUUUUCAAAUUCUAUUUGAGUUUUGUCUCUCUUAGAAUUAAAAAUGUCGAGCAAAGCGAGACCAGCUUGCUAGUAAAUAAAUACAAUUUAAAAAAUAGAGGCAGCUCACUGGUAAGUGCUGCUAUUUGAGCUAUUUUUAGAACAGGCCAGCGGGCGACUCAUCUGGUCCUUACGGGCGACCUGGCGUUGGUGACCCCUGGUCUAGACUAUAUGAUUAAACUUUUUUUUUUUAAAUAAACAUGACAUCAAAAACAAUUUAUGUAGCAAGAAUGUGCUGAGUCAUCAGCUGAAAAGAAAAAUAAAUGAGCGAACCUACUUUUAGGAUCCAUGUGAACGAUGCAACUUCCUGUAGACCACGUGACUUGUGGAAUAUUCCACAUUAACAAGUUUGACUUAAAACCUUACAGACAUGAUUAAAAUGUAAAUUUUAACUUCAUUUUUUGAAAGGAAAAAAUAUAUAGUUUGGUCGAAGAGUAAUCCAAAUGUGUAAAAAAAAUGAUUUAAUUAUAUUUAUUUCAAGGUUUAAUUUUAGGAAGGAGUGGCAACAAAUGCUAUUUUUCAAGUGUCCAAGGUAGUUUAAUUAUUCUUUUAAAUUGUAUAUAUUAAAUGUGCAAGCACAUUAGUGUGCAAGAUAGUUUGCUUAUUUUGUUUAAAUUAUUUUGCGGUUAAUUUGAAGCGUACAUGUACACGUUUUAUCACCUGGGGAAUGGCACGAUUCAGUCCAAUGGCUGGUAUAUCAUUUCCGCUUGUCAAAGAAAGUCCCGAUUUUCUUAUUAAUGUACACUUACAUACACACACACACACACACACACACACACACACACACAGUGUACUGUGUAGGUAUGCAAGAUGUUCUUUUUACAUGUAUUCAUCUCUUUUUAAUUACAAUAAAUAAAUGUAUUUGCUUA